Messenger RNA from Tympanuchus pallidicinctus (lesser prairie-chicken), 7252 nucleotides. RefSeq names its product androglobin (gene ADGB). Gene Ontology annotation, molecular function: calcium-dependent cysteine-type endopeptidase activity; oxygen binding; protein binding. Gene Ontology annotation, biological process: proteolysis. The transcript is spliced from 35 exons. The record is from RefSeq and is a predicted model, not a curated record. Bases 34 to 4830 code for a protein of 1598 amino acids. NCBI's taxonomy places the organism in Eukaryota, Metazoa, Chordata, Aves, Galliformes, Phasianidae.
UUCUCCCCGUCCCGAUUGUAGAGUAGCGGCGCCAUGCGUGGCGUGGGCUGGCCCAAGGGGCCCUGGGCCGCAGGGCGGAGCUUGAGCCGCUACCUGCGGCGCGUCAGGUCGCCCGGCAACGUGGCGGACGCUGCCGGGAUGGCCUCUAAGAGCGGCAAGAAGAAGGAGCUCGGGAGUCGCAGUAGCUCCGGGAUCCUGGGUGUCUCCGCCAAAGAUGUACCAAUCUACCACGUAGGUGCUUCAAGAUUUCCCAUUUGGCCAGAAUGGAAUGAAGCUGACAUCAGUGCAGAAAAAUGGGAUUCUGCAAAAGUUGGAAAAGAGAAAGAAAAGGCUGGGAAAAGUCCUAUCUCUCUUGUCUUUGAUGAUCCUGAAGGAAAAAUAGAAUUGCCAGCAUCCUUAAAAGUACAUUCGUGGAAACGACCACAAGAGUUUUCAGCAAAUGAGACUCCUGUGGUGGUCAAAAAUGAGAUCUCAUGUGACCUUUUUUCAGCAAAUGAACAUUUAUUUUGUAGUGAGCUGAUGCGAUGGAUUAUAAGUGAGAUUUGUGCUCUCUGGAAAAUAUCUAAUGAAAAGAUCUUAUCUAUUGGAACAUCCGCACUGUUUUGGAGGCCGUGGGAACAUAUUUAUCCCUCCACUAAAACUGCUAAGGGACACAUGCCUCUGUACAAUAGCUAUGGAAAAUACGUAGUGAAACUGUAUUGGAUGGGCUGCUGGAGAAAGAUCACUGUGGAUGACACUAUGCCUUUUAGCGAAGAGGGUAAUUUGUUACUGCCAGCUACAACAUGUCAAACUGAACUUUGGCCAAUGCUGCUGUCUAAAGCUAUAAUUAAGCUGGCAAAUACUAGUUUACGUGAAAAUGAGAAAAGAGAGCUGGAGGAAUUUACAGUUCUACAUGCACUGACUGGGUGGAUACCAGAAGUUAUUCCUCUCCAGCUUGGAUACUUGGAUAAAGUCUGGGACCUUCUGAAAAUGAUUGUGCCAGAAUUUAAGUGGACAGAUGAGAAUACUUCUCAGGCAAAUACAAAACCUAAGGAGGCCAAAGUCUCAGUGUUGAAAAAUGAAAUUUCAUCUGUGAACAAACAGCCAGAUAAACCUGAGAAAGCAGAGAAAUCUGACAAAGAAAAAGCAGAGCAGAAGGAAACCGGGAAGAAGAAAAGUAGAGAUGGAGAAAAGGAAAAAAACAAGUCAGUGCUUCAUGCUUCAGAACCAUCAACAGAAGUGCAGUGUUCUCCUCAAUCUUUAGCAGAGAGUUCUUCUGUGCCAACCCAUCCAGAAAUGGCAGUCUAUGCUGUUUGUAUACCAUUACAUUUGUCUGAAGAGAAGAUUUUUUCCUUAGUUCAGAUGACUGAUUCUUCAGAGAAGCUGAGACAGUAUGGGCUUUCACAAGCAUACAGCCAUCCUGUCUUGGUCACUAGAACUAGAUCCUGCUCCCUGGAAGCCGCAAAGCAACCAGCAUUAACAGUUGCUCCCUGGAAGCUUUUCCGUCAGAAAAAAACAACUGUUGCAAAAUCUGAACCUCAAGAACCAGUGUUAGAGAAACCUGAACAAUAUGUUGAGAUUGCUAGCCUUUUUUUAAAUCAUAAAUUCAGUCCUAUCAAAAUACCCAAAGAUAUUUCCUUCACACAGUCUACCAUCCAAAAAGGAUUUCAUUUGAUGACCCACCUCCCUUCUGUCACUGAAAGCAAUGAAAAUGUAGAUGACAGUAAUAUGGAAAUGAAUCAGAGUGGGAGACACUCAAAUGUGGAAGAUUAUUCUCAGGAGCAGCAUAAAACAGAGAGACGCACUGGAGAGGAAUUGCAUGAGAAUUUUAGUUCUAAUGCAAAACAAAUGUCAGAAACAGCUGAUGCUGUUAUGAACAGCAACGCAGUGGAUGAAUUAAAGGAAGAAAUCAAGUCAGAAAAAACUUCUGUUUCCAAGGAAACCUGGAUUAGCGUUGAGGACUUCUGUGUUUGUUUCCAGAACCUAUAUGUUUUUCAUAACCCACAUACAUAUGCUUAUAACUAUCAGAAGACAGAUUUUAAGUCAACUGAUGAUCAAGUCUCCUAUUAUUUACUUGUGGACAGUCUGACACCUGUUGAAAUUCUGGUUAGUUUUUCUGCACUCGUAUGCUGGGAUGACACUGCAGCUGCUAAACGAGAAGGAUCUAGUAUUUCAAAGGCACUGCUGAAGGUUGAACAUUUCUCUUGGAAAUGUGUGAAUCCGGGGGAACUUGUGCUAAAGAUGCAUACAUACGCAACCAAAACUACUGUGUUAAAGCUCCCUGUUGGACGACACGUACUUCUCUUUACAGUAAGUUCUGCUGUAGGGCACCAUAUUCAUCUUUGUAGCAUGGUGCCCUGUGUCUUUGGAGAAGAGGAUGCUGUAAUGCGAAAUCUCGAAAAGGAGAGCUACCGAUUUAUUGGGCAGGCUAUUGCUAUCCUGAAAGCUAUUGGAAAUGUGAUUAAUAAUUUCAGCAGUAAGCCCAAACUAUCUGAAGCUCUGAUGGAUUUGGAACUAACUCACUGUCCUCCUGGCAUCCAUGGUACUGAAAUAGCUGAAGAACAUUUUAAGGUUUUCAAUAGUGCAUUAUGGUCUUUGAUCAAAUAUGUAUUGGACAAGAAGAUGCCUCAUAAGUAUAAAUUUGCCUUCAGGUCCUUCACUUUAGAUUUUAAAUGCACUGAUCUACUUGAGGAUGACAGUGUGUCUUCAGAGAGUUGUGAAGUAAAUUCCCUAAGUAGCUGUCAGAAAAGAAUUCCCACUUCUGAAGAAGAAGCAGCAGCUCUUAAACUCCAAGCUGUUUGGAGGGGGGUUUAUGUGAGGAAAGUACUGAACAGCAGAAAACCAGGUACUAAGGAAAACAUUGCUGUAAAAGAAAUCUUGCAAAAAUUGUGGACUUCAAUUGAGUUAAAUUUUGAACAGUGUGCUGUAGUGCUGUUAAGAGAAAUGUUUAAAAGAAACUGUAACUCAUUCAAAAAUUUCCCUUGUUAUGAAGAUGAGUGGUGUAAGAUUUCUUUCGCUGACUAUGCUGUAACAUAUUCUGAUCAGCCACCAAAUAUUUGGUUUGUGGUUUUUAGAGAAAUAUUUUUUGUCCCGGAAGACAUGCUCAUAGUGCCAAAGAUGUAUACCACUAUUCCUUCCUGUAGACUUCAUGUAAUUGAUAAUGACACACUGGAGGAAAUGCCACAUGUCUUUUUGAAAGUGGCACCUCAUAUUUACCCCAAAAAUAAGAAAGGAUAUACAUUUAUGGCUGAAGCACACACUGGUAACCAGUCUUUGACAGCUGGAAGAUGGAGGCUCCGACUCAUCAGUUCCCAUAGUCCUCUCCCAUUCCUCUCUCGUGAGGCUGUAAAUAAUGUCUAUUCUACUAAAGAAAUCACAGAGUAUUACAUCCCCAACGACAAAUGUGUAAUGUUCAGGUAUUUAGUGAAAGUCACAACAUCACAUAUUGCUACAGUGCAGGUACAAACCUCUAAAUCAGACGUGUUCAUUAAGCUACAAGUCCUAGAUAACGAGGAGGAAAUUGUAAAUGUCACUGGAAAGGGCCAUGCAGUCAUUCCUGCUUUUAAUUUCUUGAGUAAUGAAACACUUUUGAGUUCCCGACCAAGUAAAAGCCAGAUUAUUCGAAGCGUUGGAAAGAAGGAAUCAGAAAGUGGAUUUAAAAGAAGAAGUCAUGUUUCAGCUCCAAAGGAUACCAAAAGUUCUUUCAAGAGAGGAAUUUCCCAAGAACGUCUGUCUGUGUUAGAAGAAGAAUCUUUCCCCUUGGAAAACUUUGAAAAUAAUCAGGGAAGUCCACAACAAUCUCACAGGUAUAUCUUACAGGCAUUGGUGUUAUAUAAUAGUUGGCCACUCACUGAGAGCCAGAUUCUGUUUGUCCAGUCACUGAAAGAAACAGAGAAAACUGAACUCAAAGCACCUGGGCAAAAGCUUGAGGACCACAGUUUUCACCUAAAGCUCUAUCAUUUUGAAGGACAAAGGUCUGCAAGUAUUCCAAAAUCAACCAAAAAAUUGAAAGAUAAAGCAACUGAGAAGUCAGAAAGGGAGAAGUCCAAUAAAGAAAAAGGAUCACUUAUGUCUCUUGUAUUUCAACCUGAAUUUCAGCAAGAUGCUAUAAACAAACCAUACUGGACUUUACGUCUCGUUAGUGAGCAGAGAGAGAUGGAAAUUCUGGAGGUGAAGAGAGACACACAGCGAGCAGAUGAGAUCAGAGCCAUGAAGCAAGCAUGGGAGUCUGCAGAGCCAGGAAGAGCUGUCAAGGCUUUUCAGGAACGCAUGCAAUUUAUUAAUAAGUAUGUUGCGAAAGAUUCUGAGGAGCCCAUAGCUGGGAUGGACAUUGCCACUUUAUCAUCCAAAUCAAAAGAAAGAGGUUCUUUUUCUCUUACUGUGGAAAAGGCAGCAUCACAAACAGCAAACGACUCAAGUUUACCAAUGGAGCAAAAGAAGUGGGAGCCUAUAGAUCUUAGUCCUUACAUGAGAAAAACAACGUCUGAAUCCGUGUUAAGAAAUGAAUCUAUAAUUCAACAGCAAGAGAAAUGCAAAGUGGAAAAAAUUAACCAUUUUAGGCAACUUCGAGAGCUGGCUUUGGAACAAAGAGAAAUGGAUCAACAUGCUAGAGCUUUGUUGAAGCAAAAUUUGCUUGAAAUGUAUGAGAAUCUACAGGCAUCCUUAGAUGAAAUGCGAGGCAGAGUUCACAGCAUUCGGGAAGCAUACAGAAGCAAGCUGUUAAAGGCUGAACUCAGAAAACGUGAAGAGCUGGCAGCUCAUGAAGCAAUGCUGCAAACAGAGCAAGAGAAGAAAAGCCAAGAUGCACGCCAAAAAAAGCAAGGAAAAGGUUUGGGGAAAAGAAAGCAGUAGGAAGUACUACAGAAUUUAACUUAACUGUUUGGGAAAUUAAAUUUAUAUGCCAAGAUUAAAAAGACUAAUUGCUAUUUUCCAGUGUUUGUGUCAAGUGUAUCACAUUAUAUCUCUCUGCUUGGCUCUACCAAAAAAAAUUGAUCUAGAAUUCUUUUAACACAGUAUCUGAUAUUUUGCUUUUUGUAAGUGGUACUCUUUGCUAUUAACUUUUGUACAUUUUACUGGAAAUAAAAUUUUGCAACAGAUAUCUAUACUGUAUUCCAUUUUCUCCCACAAUCAUGCUCUUAUCCUGCUUUUUUCCAGCCAAUCCAGUCAAAAACAAGCCGGAGUUGUUACAGUGAAUGUAACCUAUCAGUUUUUUAAGUCAUUAAUUAAAUAGUAGCAUACCACAUAUCUCAUAUGCAGUCAUUAGAAGGCUUCCCAAAGCCUGCUUUAAUAGACACGGACUAUCCCUGUACCAUAGUAUUUGUUCUCAUUCACAUGUGGCAUCAUUCUGAUAAGUGAUUUUGAAUCUCACAGUAACUCUCUGUAGUGGAAAACUCAUGGCACAAUCACUCAAGGCUUCUCGAAUGCUCCCUAAAAUCCUGUUACUCUCUUUCCUAAGCUUUAUUUUUCCCUACAGUGUCUUUGGAGAAGUGAUUGCUCAGCUGAAACUUAAGUGUUUCUUAAAAGUAGAACCUGUAUGUGAAUGAAGUGGCAAUCCUGGGCUUUUUGCAUGAAGGAUAAAAUACUUCUGCUCAGAAUUCUUAAACUUUUUAGUACUGUCAACAAACAAACAAAAAAAAAAUACAUGUGCAAUAGCUGGCACUCCAUACUCAGAGAAAAUGAUUAGAGCUCUUACAACACUGAAAACUCGUCCAGACGGAGCUGUUAUAAAUGGCUUAAAGAACUCUCUGUCUUCGUAUUCACAUGCAGACGCCUGGGAAGCUAGACUGCCUACAUGUGGUAUACAUACAAUAUGUCCAUUCCACUACCUAGGCAACACUGGAGACUGUGAGUCACCUAUUUAAUACAGAUCACAAGGAAUGUUACCCUUUGUGUCCUGGCCACUGAUACUGGGUAGCCAUCACAUUUGAAACUAGUCUUUCUUCUGAAUCGUAAUGACACACCAGAGGUUCAGCUUCUGCUGGUCUUGCUCACCUCCGUUUUAUUAGAACCUCACUGCUUGACUUGAACUUGACUCAUUUCUCUUAUCAGUCUGUGAUGUCUGUUCUUUGUACACUGCCACACCUACACACCUGCUGUGAUGCUUCUUCCUUCAUUUGGCCUCCUCCCUCCCGUAAAACAUAAACUAAACUCACUGGAUUGUUUUUGUGUUUGCAAAUAAAGGACAGAAACCAGAAUCCUAAAACUGCACUGGUGAUGUUUAUUUCAAAGAGCAGGAGUUAGGUUUUGCUUUGACCCAUACGGGCUGCAAAUAAAAAGCCUGUCAGUCUUGUGCUAUAAUUGCUCUGACUUUGUCCUCUCUAUUUUGGAAUAUGGGCUAUACUGCUUCGUAAUAUUCCAACUUGUUUCCAUGGCAAUAGCACGUGUUGGUUGUCUUCUUAUGUGAAUCUCUAAUGAGCUUCUGUAGAGGAAGAUCAAGCUGAAGUUCUGUUCUUGAUGUCACUGCAAGUGCUAUAAUGACAUUCUGUUGUAAAAAUCAGUCCAAUUCCAGAAGCCAGCAUAAUUGACAUCUAAAUGUCAAAAAAUGCAGCUAAUAAUCUGCAUGAUCACAACAGUUAUAAACUGACUUGAACUCAGACACAGUGUACUCAGAUCUGUAUUAACAAAUCUAGUAAUUCUGCUGUUAUUCACAAUUCUAAGCUUCAUAAUUUCCUCAUUAUAAAGAAUAAUGUGGCAUAGUCAGAAUCUGCUGUGUCUCUGUUGGCUUAUUUGUCUAUUCAAUGAUGUGGGUGUGAUGAUUAAAAGGUCACACCGUUUAGUUGCAUGUACUAUGGAGCAUGCAGUGUUUUAAGAAAAGCACAGUUGUGGUUAUUAAAUCCCUGUGAAUAGUCCAGAAAAACAAAAACAAAGAUACAAACAAACAAAAAACAACCAACCAAACAAAAAAGCCAACAACAAAAAAUCCACAUAUUCUGUAGUGGAGCCAGGAAGACAUUUGGCCUUGUCCAGAUUGUGCCAAAGAGUUCAUAUACACUGGACCCAGAAACAGGCAAUGAAUGGAAUUUCUAAAAGCUCAGUUUUACAUCAACACAACAGCUUACAUCGUGCACUACACUGCAGGCUGAGUCAGUGGGUAGACGAGAACAAAAAUUACAACAAAACACGCCUAUAUUUCAAAGAAACUCUCUGGAAUAAUACAAGAAGCCAUCGUGUUUAGCACUUUACUGUAAGGAAGACAAGAAAAAAUAUCAGAUGUGUAUAAAAUGAGGGGUUUUUUGCCUCUCAUUUUUAGUCUAAGUUGUCCUAAAGUCAAACU